AAUUAUCCGUGGACGGCUUGCAUGAGCGCGCCAUAGAUGAAUAACGUAUCAGCCGGGAUGUUCUACAUACUAUAGAGAAACGUGUCAGGAAGAGCGGCAGGAUGGUUUCGCGGUCCGUCUCAGCUCGGUCACUGCCCAAGGUCUGUGGCGCGCCUGGGGCUCCCCGAUCCCGCCGGCCGAGCGGGCCCCUAUUUAACCUGGCUGCGGAGCCGGGCCGCCACUGACUGUGCCGCGGCGGUGGAACCAGUGCUGAUCGACGCACCGAUACUCGGAACACAAUGUUCAGACUGCUGGUUGUGUGCGGCUGUCUGGCGGCCUGUCUGGCUGCUCCGCAGAGACAGCAGUUCGCUCAGCAGCAGCAGCAGUUCCGGCCGACCGCGCGGCCCUCCACCACCACCCCCGUGCCGAUCCUGCGUCAGAUCUCCAACUCCAACGAGGACGGAUCCUACACUUACGGCUACGAAGCCGCCGACGGCUCCUUCAAGCUGGAGACGCGCAAAGCCAACGGCGAGGUGUUCGGCAAGUACGGCUACAUCGACGCCCAGGGCGAGCUGAUCACCAUCGAGUACGGUGCCAACCAGCACGGCUUCCAGCCGUCCGGCAAGGGCAUCACCGUGGCGCCGCCCACCCUCGUCGACGAGUCCAGCAAAGACUACGACUACAUCGACGAGGAGCCCGUGGCGCCGGUGCGCAGCCAGAGCCGCCCUGCCGCCCCGGCCCCCGCCCGCGCCCCGGUCCGUGCCGCCGCCCCGGCGCCCGCGCCCGUCACCGUGACCCGGCCGGUCGCCCAGCCGAUUGCCAAGGAGGAGUUCGACAGCAGGUUCGCUGAUUUCGACGCCAGGAUCGCCAGGCUCUUCAGCCGUGCUUAAGAGACUUUAUGUUUGCUUCUGAGAAGUGUCAUUUUCAUUUAUUUCGCUGACAAUAUAUCAUGAUGUUUAAAAAGUCACCAAUCUGUGUCUUGUGUGGUUGAAUAGCUACUUGCAGGUCAGUCAUUGUGAGAAGAAGUGGGAUGCAUCGGUGUUCUCGGUUUGCUACAGUUUACCAAUGUUCCCACCGUUCGUCAAGCGCCGACCUCUCUGGUCAUUUUGUUUGUAAAAUUGAGGGUCAUUGUAGUAUCACAUGUUGCACGGUGACAUAGGCAGCAUGAAUCUAAUUCCAGUGUCAUCAAGUGUCAUAUAUGUGUCACAAUAUAGCGCAGUAUUUCCCUCAAA
This is a messenger RNA of Amphibalanus amphitrite, 1211 nucleotides long. Its product is annotated as endocuticle structural glycoprotein SgAbd-9-like. The record is from RefSeq and is a predicted model, not a curated record. Gene Ontology annotation, cellular component: chitin-based extracellular matrix. NCBI's taxonomy places the organism in Eukaryota, Metazoa, Arthropoda, Thecostraca, Balanomorpha, Balanidae. Bases 279 to 869 code for a protein of 196 amino acids. Gene Ontology annotation, molecular function: structural constituent of chitin-based larval cuticle. The transcript has 3 exons.